Messenger RNA from Argentina anserina (silverweed cinquefoil), 1023 nucleotides. RefSeq names its product glutathione S-transferase zeta class-like. Gene Ontology annotation, cellular component: cytoplasm. Gene Ontology annotation, molecular function: maleylacetoacetate isomerase activity; glutathione transferase activity. The record is from RefSeq and is a predicted model, not a curated record. The transcript is spliced from 10 exons. NCBI's taxonomy places the organism in Eukaryota, Viridiplantae, Streptophyta, Magnoliopsida, Rosales, Rosaceae. Gene Ontology annotation, biological process: glutathione metabolic process; L-phenylalanine catabolic process.
GCCAAACAACAAAAGCCGGCAUUUUUUUAUUUUGCUCCAACCUCCUCUGAUCAUCAGAUAGUCUCUUCUCUUCUGUUGAGUCAAACUCUCAGAUCGAACGUGUUUUGUCUGUUUAGGCCGACAUGGGUGAUCCCCAACUGAAACUGUAUUCCUACUUCAGGAGCUCUUGCUCUUACCGUGUCCGGAUUGCCCUCAACCUCAAAGGUUUCAUUUCCCCCCAUCAAAAUUCAUUUACUUAUUCCAACAUGAAAUUCAUUCUCAGUAUCUCGUACAAAGCUGUAAACUUGUUGGAGGGAGAACAGUUCAGUCCUGUUUAGAAGCUCAAUCCUAUCGGCUAUGUGCCGGUGCUUGUGGAUGGGGACAUAGCUGUUUCCGAUUCAUUUGCCAUUUUAUUGUAUUUGGACGAAAAGUAUCCACAACAUCCAUUGCUACCUAAAGACCUUCAACGAAAGGCCUUUAACCUCCAGGCCGCAAACAUUGUUUCCUCAAGCAUACAGCCCCUUCAGAAUCUGGCAGUACUGAAGUACAUUGAAGAAAAGGUUAGUCCAGAUGAGAAAAUGGAAUGGGCUAAAGUUCAUAUUGGGAAAGGUUUUGCUGCUCUUGAAGUUCUACUGAAAAACUAUGCAGGAAGAUAUGCAACUGGAGAUGAAGUUUCCUUUGCUGAUAUAUUCCUAGCGCCCCAGAUUCAUGUAGCUUUUAUAAGGUACAAUCUAGACAUGACCCAGUUCCCCCUUUUGUCCAGAUUGCAUGAGGCAUACAAUGAGUUACCAGCAUUUGUAGAUGCUAGACCAGAUAAGCAGCCGGAUGCUCCUUCAUAAGAGUUGUCGGCAAUUUCAAGAGAAAUAUUGCCACCAACUAAGGUUUUCGUUGACGCAUUCAGAACGUUGUAACAGAGUAAUACUAAGAUGUAUGAAUAAGGGGUUGUCUGAAAUAGAACAGCUUGAAAUUGCAGUGUUGUAAAGUGAUGUAAUUGUCUGGAUUUAUGUUAUAAAUUUUUGGAUGAUACAGCUUCAACCUUCUAUG